CUCUCGACACGAGCUAUUUGCGGCUAAGUAACAGUGGCCCCCAUUCACUCGUAGAAACCUUCUCGAAGUGAUUCAGAAGAAUCUUUUGGAAGAGAGAGGAAGAGAUUGGUUGUCUGUGAUUCUUCGAGAGCUCAACCAUGGGGAUUUGCUUGAGUGCUCAGGUCAAAGCUGAGGUUUCAGGGGCCAGUCCGAAGUACAUGAGCUCGGAUGGGAACCAGACGGGAAGUAUGGGAAGCAAGGCCUCGUCUGUGUCAGUUCGCCCGACUCCACGUACAGAGGGCGAGAUCUUGCAGUCUCCGACCCUCAACAGCUUCAGCUUUGCCGAGCUGAAAGCCGCAACCAGGAAUUUCAGACCAGACAGUGUCCUUGGUGAAGGCGGCUUCGGCUGCGUUUUCAAGGGAUGGAUCCAUGAGCAAUCUCUCACCGCUACCAAACCAGGAACUGGUUUGGUUAUCGCCGUCAAAAGACUUAACCAGGAUGGUUGGCAAGGUCACAAGGAGUGGUUGACAGAAGUGAAUUUCUUGGGGCAGUUUUCUCAUCCUCAUCUCGUGAAGCUGAUCGGUUAUUGCCUGGAGGACGAGCAUCGUCUUCUUGUGUACGAGUUCAUGCCUCGGGGAAGCUUGGAGAAUCACCUUUUCAGGAAAGGUUCGUAUUUCCAACCCUUAUCUUGGAAUCUCCGGUUGAAAGCGGCUCUUGGUGCUGCAAAAGGCCUUGCCUUUCUUCACAGCGCAGAGACGAGAGUGAUAUACCGGGACUUCAAGACUUCAAACAUCCUUCUUGACUCGGACUACAAUGCAAAGCUUUCUGACUUUGGAUUGGCAAAGGAUGGACCGACGGGUGAUAAAAGUCAUGUCUCCACUCGGGUCAUGGGUACCUACGGGUAUGCAGCUCCUGAAUACCUCGCUACUGGUCAUUUGACAACCAAGAGCGAUGUCUAUAGCUUCGGGGUAGUUCUUUUGGAGAUUUUGUCUGGACGACGAGCUGUUGACAAGAACCGGCCAACCGGACAGCACAACCUCGUCGAGUGGGCAAAACCAUACAUGGCAAAUAAAAGGAAGAUAUUCCGGGUUAUUGACAACCGUCUCCAAGAUCAAUACUCUAUGGAAGAAGCCUACAAGGUGGCGAUACUCGCAUUGAGAUGCCUGUCCGCAGAAGUUAAGCUCAGACCAAACAUGAAAGAGGUUGUCUCACAGCUUGAACAGAUCCAAGCUCUAAAUGCCACGGGAGGUGUCGAGAGAAAGGAGAAGAAAGCACGCCCGAGAAACACAGAGAGCGUUAUCGCCAAGAAAGCCAAGGUGGGUUGUUGCCCAUCUGCAUCGCCACUGCAUGUCUGAGGAAUUAAACAUGUCUUUGGGUCGUUUGAGGUUUCCUUCAAUGUCCUGUCCUUGCCUUUGAUGUACAGUUUUGUCGGCUGCAUCGGCGAGAGUCACCUCCAUGGGUAUUUUCACGACGUGGAGAUAUUGAGAUCGAUCAUGUAACAACAGUAUUCGUUGACUUGCGUGUAGAAUUUGCUCUGCGGCCUUCAUUGCGAUUCUGUAACAUACUGCUUCUUCACAGAUCAACAGAUAAAGUUUCCAACUCAA
Tarenaya hassleriana is the source of this 1583-nucleotide messenger RNA. Its product is annotated as protein kinase APK1A, chloroplastic-like. Gene Ontology annotation, biological process: protein phosphorylation. Bases 138 to 1334 code for a protein of 398 amino acids. The record is from RefSeq and is a predicted model, not a curated record. The transcript is spliced from 7 exons. Gene Ontology annotation, molecular function: ATP binding; protein kinase activity. NCBI's taxonomy places the organism in Eukaryota, Viridiplantae, Streptophyta, Magnoliopsida, Brassicales, Cleomaceae.